Molecule: messenger RNA, 741 nt
Organism: Zasmidium cellare ATCC 36951
Lineage: Eukaryota; Fungi; Ascomycota; Dothideomycetes; Mycosphaerellales; Mycosphaerellaceae
Exons: 7
Coding region: 1-741 (246 amino acids)
Molecular function (GO): oxidoreductase activity, acting on the CH-OH group of donors, NAD or NADP as acceptor
Source: RefSeq, a predicted model, not a curated record
AUGUCGGAGACUGUCCAUCGCGUAGUCGUUGUUACCGGAGCAUCUCGCGGUGUUGGUUUAGAAUGGGUUCGCCAGCUGAACAAGAAAGCUGGUACGCUCAUUGUCGCGAUCGUCCGCGAUCCAAACAAGGCGUCAUCACUUCAACCUCUGUUGAGCAGCAGUGUCGUCGCAGUGCAGGGAGACCUGUCUGAUAUCGAAUCGUUCUCGGCACUGACUUCCAGGAUUUCGAAAGUCACAGAUGGCAAGGUUGACGUUCUAAUCAACAACGCUGGCAUCAUGACAGGAGCGGGCGCGGAUAGCAAUCUCGGAAUAUCGAAGUCUACUGUGGGUGAAUGGCAAGAGCAGUUCCAUGUCAAUGUGACUAACCCAGUGUUCUUGACUACAUCACUGCUUCCUUUGCUGAGGAAUGGGCGUGAGAAGAAGGUAGUCAACAUCGCUUCGUUCUUCGGAGACACCGAGUGGAGUCUUGCGCAUCCUGAGCUGCAGAAUGCUUCCUAUUCAGUCACCAAGGCCGCGAUUACCAUGGCUACGAUCAAAUUUCACAACGAAUUACGAGAGGAGGGCUUCACGUUCCUUGCCUUGAACCCAGGGUGGGUAACAACAGAUAUGGGCGGAUCAUAUGCUGCUUUGACCCCCGAAAGCUCGAUCUCUCAAUGUUUGAGCUUUGUCAAUCGAAGCACGACUAAGGAUAGUGGUGGAUACUACUCUCUUGAUGGACGCAAGGAGGGAGUCACGAAUUGA